Messenger RNA from Oryctolagus cuniculus (rabbit), 513 nucleotides. Lineage: Eukaryota; Metazoa; Chordata; Mammalia; Lagomorpha; Leporidae. The record is from RefSeq and is a predicted model, not a curated record.
AUGUCCCCUAAAGUGUGUUUCAGCCUUAUGCUUGGUUCAUACACGAUGGCCUUUUCAGGUGCCACGGCCCACACUGUAUGCAUGCUGAGACUGACCUUCUGUGAUGCAAACACCAUCAACCACUACUUAUGUGACAUCCUCCCAGUGAUGCAGCUCUCCUGCACCAGCACAUAUGUCAAUGAAUUGGUGGUUUUCAUUGUGGUUGGCAUCAACAUCAUUGUGCCCAGCCUCACCAUCUUUCUCUCUUAUGGUUUCAUUCUCUCCAGCAUCUUUCAAAUAAACUCCACUGAGGGUAGGUCCAAAGCCUUCAGCACCUGCAGUUCUCACAUAAUUGCUGUUUCUCUGUUUUAUGGAUCAGGUGCAAUAAUGUAUCUUAGGCCAUCCUCUGCUGGAUCACUGGAUGAGGGAAAAAUUUCUUCUGUGUUUUAUACUAAUGUAAUUCCCAUGUUGAAUCCCUUAAUCUAUAGCUUGAGGAAUAAGGACGUUAAGCUUGCCCUGAGAAAAACCUGUUAG